Parnassius apollo (apollo) is the source of this 600-nucleotide messenger RNA. NCBI's taxonomy places the organism in Eukaryota, Metazoa, Arthropoda, Insecta, Lepidoptera, Papilionidae. The record is from the annotation of a GenBank genome assembly.
AUGGACUUACCUUCGAUUGACGAUUCAGCUCCAGGAGUCCCUCGCAGUGUGGACUUACCUUCGAAUGAUGAUCCUGCUCCAGAAGUCCCUCGCAAUAUGGACUUACCUUCGAUUGACGAUCCAGCUCCAGGAGUCUCUCGCAGUGUGGACUUACCUUCGAAUGAUGAUCCUGCUCCAGAAGUCCCUCGCAAUAUGGACUUACCUUCGAUUGACGAUCCAGCUCCAGGAGUCUCUCGCAGUGUGGACUUACCUUCGAAUGAUGAUCCUGCUCCAGAAGUCCCUCGCAAUAUGGACUUACCUUCGAUUGACGAUCCAGCUCCAGGAGUCUCUCGCAGUGUGGACUUACCUUCGAAUGAUGAUCCUGCUCCAGAAGUCCCUCACAAUAUGGACUUGCCUUCGAUUGACGAUCCAGCUCCAGGAGUCUCUCGCAAUAAGGAGUUACCUCCAAAGGAUAAGGCUGCUCUAGGUGUAAGUACUCGUAAACGAAAAGCCAAAACAAGUAUCCGAUAUGUUGAUUACAUGUCUGAUGAAGAUUUUUCCACUUUAUUCUGUCUUGGUGAAGAGAAUGGCGCAGUUGAUUCUGACGAAUGGGUCAAAUAA